CCGUAACAUCAUGACUAAUCAGCUGCAGCCAACGAACGGUUCUAUCAACAAUGACCUGCUCGAACACUUCCAGAAGAUUGACGUGAAGGUGGUAGAUGAACCGGCCGGGUUCGCCGAUCACGUUGCCAGAUUUUGUAAACGCUGGCACAUCAAGAAGGUGCUAUCGCAUCUUGGUUUACUUGUAUCACUCGCCAUCUACUGUGGCGUUGGUGGAUAUAUAUUUCGCGAGUUCGAACGUCCGGCGGAAGUCGCUAGAAUACAAGGACUUCGCAAAGUUUUGUCCCAACAUCGGUACGCUUUCAUCAACACCAUCGUCAACAACACAAGCGUGCAAAACCUGGAUCAACUGCUUGCCUUCGAGCUGAAGAAGUACGAACAGGUGGUGCAGGAUGCGGCACAGGGCGGGAUUUUGAUUGACGCCGAUCAGAACUUUCCGGUCGCUGUCGAGAAGUGGAGCGUGCUGCAGGCGGUCUUCUUUGCGUCCACCGUAAUUACGACCAUCGGGUAUGGUAACAUUGUGCCAGUCACACUGGGCGGCAGGGUCUUCUGUAUGAUGUUCGCUCUCAUCGGUAUCCCCUUCACGUUGACUGUCAUCGCCGACUGGGGUCGACUCUUUGCGACAGCGGUGUCUACUAUAGCGAGGAACUUUCCCGCACUACCAUUAGCAAGAUUUUGUCCUGAUGCUGGCAUCAAAUUAUCCGACAAGAAAUGGUUAUACGCUGUCGGUGCCGUCUGCUUCCUGGGCGUCUACCUAGCGGCAGGGACCGGUUUGCUCUUGCUGUGGGAGGAGGAUUGGAACUUCUUUGAUGGAUAUUACUUUUGCUUUAUCACGAUGACGACCAUUGGGUUCGGCGAUCUUGUACCAAGUAAACCGAACUACAUGCUACUGUGCACCCUAUACAUCCUGGUUGGUUUAGCACUGACCAGUACGAUUAUUGAGCUGGUUCGUAGACAGUACGCCCAAAGCUGGCAAAAAUUACAGGCUCUAUCCGGACCACUGGCAGAUACUUUAAGACGGCUGGGCGAAUCAGCCGGCACCGGCAUCGAUGUGACCGCUCUGCAUAAUGAUUUACGCCGCGUGCUUACAGUGGUGUCUAUGCCGCGCCGUCAUGGUAACAAGAAGGCACAAGCUAAGGAGAUGGCCGCUCUAGAAGCGAUCACCAACGCAAUUCUGCAGGACAUCAAGGAAAAACAGGACAGCCAGGAGGGACCACCAAAGGUGGUGCAAAUAGUUAUUUACGAAUCAUCCGUCUAACUCU
Messenger RNA from Anopheles maculipalpis, 1259 nucleotides. RefSeq names its product TWiK family of potassium channels protein 7. The coding region runs from base 11 to 1255 and encodes 414 amino acids. Gene Ontology annotation, molecular function: potassium ion leak channel activity. Gene Ontology annotation, biological process: potassium ion transmembrane transport; stabilization of membrane potential. The transcript has 7 exons. Lineage: Eukaryota; Metazoa; Arthropoda; Insecta; Diptera; Culicidae. Gene Ontology annotation, cellular component: membrane. The record is from RefSeq and is a predicted model, not a curated record.